Molecule: messenger RNA, 2496 nt
Organism: Meloidogyne enterolobii
Lineage: Eukaryota; Metazoa; Nematoda; Chromadorea; Rhabditida; Meloidogynidae
Source: the annotation of a GenBank genome assembly
AGCGACAAUUGCUCGCUUUUGGCAAGCAAAAUAGGGUGUCCAAUUUCGGUUCCGAGGAUGUCCUCACCAAUUCAAACACUUUCUGCUUCUCAAUAUAAAGCACAACAUAAUGAAUUAAAUGCCGAUGUUGUUCUCGACUAUUUACAUACACAUCCAGGCUUUUUAGAAUCUUUUGUAACGGGACCUCAAAUUUCUGCAGAAACAUUUCAACGAUGGACACUCAAAAGAAACAAUAAAUUACGUCGAGAUUCUCGUCGUCAAUUACUUUCUGGGUUUUCGACACCCGCCGGCCGAAAAAAUUUUCGACAAAUGCUUUCUGACAAUAUUGUAAAUAGAAAUCGUUUACUUUACGAAUUGGCAUUGAGUUGUGCACAAGUAGCACAAGUUGAACAGUUUGAACUUGUUGAUGAGGUAAAUUCAAUCAACUCUGUGUCUUCAAAUACAGGAGCAAGUGAGGAUAUCCCAUCAAUCAUUGGAGGCGGAAUAUUCAAUACUGGAGGUUUAAUAAAUUCUAUAACUGAUAAUGUGGCAACAACAAAUAACAACAAUUCAUCACCAUCUACCUGGCUUUCUGUAAUUCGAUCAGAUGAUGAGGCUGGCACAAUAAAGUUACGAAAAGUUCGCAAACAAAGAAAACCACCGGUCCAUGUUUUGAAAUUAUUCGAUUGUGAUGAAACACUUAUUGGUGAAAUCCAUUUCUUUUCUGUUGUUAAUGAUAGAGAUGGACAAUUUUUACAAGUUUUGACUACUUGGGCAGGUGUUGGCAUUCAUUUUGCUAAACUUUCAGUACAGCCUACACCAAUUAUUGGUACAUCCCCAUCACCUGAAGACAUGGAAUAUGUAAAUAGACAACGUAAACUAAACUCCUUUCUUCUUGAUGUUGUCAAAUCCAUUUUCCAAGACAUUAUCACAAUGGAUACAGUUAUUCUUAAAGUUAUGAAUUUUGCACAAAAACUUGUUGAUGCUGAUCGGGCUUCGUUAUUCCUUGUUGAUAAUAAAACACAAGAGAUUUAUGCACGUAUUUUCGAUAUUAGCCAACCAGAACAGAAUAAUUUAAAUAAUGAAAAUAAUAGUCAAAAUGGGAAUGGAGAGAUUAGUCCUCAAUUAAAUCCUGCACAUGUUUACAAUCAAGAUGGACAAAAAGAAAUUCAUUUUCCAAUUGGAAAAGGAAUUGCUGGACAUGUAGCAUUGACUGGAGAAAGUUUAAAUAUUACCAAUGCUUAUGCUGAUGAACGUUUUAAUCGUGAAAUUGAUUCAUUAACAGGUUAUCACACUCAAUCAAUUCUUUGUAUGCCUAUAUUUAUUCGUGGAAAUAUAAUUGGAGUUGUUCAAAUGGUUAAUAAAAGAAAUGGUGUAUUUACUCAAGUAGAUGAAGAAGCUUUUGAAACUUUUGCUGUUUAUUGUGGUCUUGCUUUGCAUCACGCAAAACUUUAUGAAAAGAUUAGACGAUCAGAACAGAAACACAAAGUUGCUUUAGAAGUCCUUGCUUAUCACAGUGUUUGUAAUAGAGAUGAAGUUAACAAAUUAAAGAAAGUUAAAGUCAAGGAAACUAUUCCAGAACUUGAUCUUUUUGAAUUUAAUGGAAAUCGUCUCUCAGAAUUAGAAAAACCUUUAUAUGCUGUUUAUAUGUUUAGAAAACUUUUUGAUGGACAAAUUUCAUAUGAUUGUGAUGAUUUAAUUCGUUUUGUUUUAACUGUUCGCAAAAAUUAUCGAAAAGUUCCUUACCACAAUUGGACACAUGGAUGGACUGCUAUUGCUCUUUUUAUGGCCUCAAUAUGUCAUGACUUGGAUCACAGAGGAAAAAAUAAUCAAUAUAUGAAAAAUAUGAGUACACCUUUGGCAAAUAUUUACUCAACAUCAGUAAUGGAACAUCACCACUUUAAUCAAACUGUGACUAUUUUACAACAGGAUGGCCACAACGUACUCAAAUCUUUAAAUUCUUCCGAUUAUAAAAAAAUAUUGAGCACAAUUCGUCAUUGUAUUUUGGCAACUGAUUUGGCACUUUUCUUUCCAAAUAAAGCCCAAUUGAGUGCUAUAAUUAAAGAAGGAAUAUUUAGUUGGGAUGACACAAAACAUCGUAAUUUGGUCCAAGCAAUUCUAAUGACUGCUUGCGAUUUAAUUGCCACAGCAAAACCUUGGCAAGUUCAGACUGAAACUGUAAAAGUUAUUUUUGAAGAAUUUUAUGAGCAGGGAGAUGCUGAAAGAAUGAAUGGGCGAGAACCUAUUGCAAUGAUGGACAGAAUGCGUGCUCAUGAAUUACCUCAAAUGCAGGUUGGCUUUAUGAGAGGUAUUUGUAUUCCUUGUUAUGAAUUGUUGGCGGAUGUUAUUCCCGAAGCAGAAAAACUUAGGGAACGUUCAAGAUGUAAUGCAAAUAAAUGGGAGGAAAUGUCCGAAGAACAAAAACGUGUACGAAAUAAUGAAGUUAUAAAUACUGAAUUAACUAGAAAAAUGGCAGAGGAGGAAGAAGAAGAAACUGCUCUGGGAAAUGGAGAUUAA